Molecule: messenger RNA, 3650 nt
Organism: Xiphophorus hellerii (green swordtail)
Lineage: Eukaryota; Metazoa; Chordata; Actinopteri; Cyprinodontiformes; Poeciliidae
Gene: drd2a
Product: dopamine receptor D2a
Exons: 8
Coding region: 462-1865 (467 amino acids)
Biological process (GO): phospholipase C-activating dopamine receptor signaling pathway; regulation of dopamine secretion; negative regulation of adenylate cyclase activity
Cellular component (GO): glutamatergic synapse; plasma membrane; presynaptic membrane
Molecular function (GO): dopamine neurotransmitter receptor activity, coupled via Gi/Go; G protein-coupled receptor activity
Source: RefSeq, a predicted model, not a curated record
UCUUCACAGUCGCCGCGUCUCCCGCCUCCAUCAGUACCGAAGGUAACUCCGCUGCGUGCGUAAAGCUCCUGGACACUCACGCAUCGCGCUCACAGUUUCAACGUCUGCUCUACUUCUUCCGAGAUUAAAGAAAACCAAUCUUCGGCUGAUAUUAGACUUACGUAACAAAAAAGAGAGACCAAUUUUCCAGCAUUUUGAAAACAUUGUCGGCAGCGCUUUUUUUUUUUUUUUUUUUUUUUUGGGCACAUUUUCGGAUCAGCUUGAACUAAAUGCAUCGCACUCCAACUGACGCACUACCGAUCCGGGUCGUUCAAGUUGAGAGUAAAAAUGUGUAAAGCAAAUAGAAGAUACGGCGGGAGCUAACUGGACUUCUUUGGAUUUAUUUGUCGGUGCCUUUAUAAGGGAUUCAAUCAAACUUAUGGCGUGAAGGGCCACUUCCUGGCCUCCAUCACUCACAGCUAAUGGAUGUCUUUGGCCAGUAUGCCUACAAUGACAGUUUCAACGAUAACGGAACAUGGCACUUCAACGAAACAGAGCAAGAACAGAGGCAUCCUUACAACUACUAUGCCAUGCUUCUCACGCUACUCAUCUUUGUCAUCGUCUUUGGCAACGUUCUGGUGUGCAUGGCUGUGUCGAGGGAAAAGGCUCUGCAGACCACUACCAACUACCUGAUCGUCAGCCUGGCUGUUGCUGAUCUUCUGGUGGCCACAUUGGUUAUGCCCUGGGUUGUCUACCUGGAGGUAGUGGGAGAGUGGCGCUUCAGCAAGAUCCACUGUGACAUAUUUGUCACCCUUGAUGUGAUGAUGUGUACAGCAAGCAUCCUCAAUCUAUGUGCCAUCAGCAUUGAUCGAUACACAGCAGUGGCAAUGCCGAUGCUGUACAACACGCGCUACAGCUCCAGGAGACGAGUCACCGUAAUGAUCUCUGUUGUCUGGGUUCUCUCCUUUGCUAUAUCAUGUCCCCUGCUGUUUGGCCUCAAUAACACAGCAACCCGCGAUGCGUCUCUCUGUGUCAUCGCCAACCCUGCCUUCGUGGUGUACUCCUCCAUCGUGUCCUUCUACGUACCCUUCAUCAUUACUCUGCUGGUUUAUGUGCAAAUUUAUGUGGUCCUGAGGAAGCGCAGAAAACGUGUGAACACAAAGCCAAAGCGACGUGUGUGUCAGCCUGCUGACACCGAUGUAGCAACUUCACUGAGGGAUAAGUGCACUCAUCCAGAAGAUGUAAGGUUGUGCACCAUGAUUGUGAAGUCCAAUGGAAGCUUACCUGCCAACAAGAAAAGAGUGAUUUUCAUCAAAGAAGCUGCCACUGACGGGGAUGACUUGGAGCUGGAUGAGCUGAACAACAGCGGCAGCAGCCACAGGCAAAGACAUCAGACACACAGCGCCCUUGGAGACACUCCGGCCACUAGUCACCAGCAGCUAAUGCCCAACAAGGCCAAUGCUAGCCCCACCUCCACGCCUCCCACACCCCCCGAGGAUGGCCACAAAGCAGAAAAAAACGGCGAGCCCAAGGAGGCCCUGGCUGACCCAGCACCAGUUGUAGCCAAAGCCUUCCAGACACAGGCGCUACCUAAUGGCAAGACUCAAACCUCUGUCAAAAACAUGAGCAAGAGGAAGAUCUCCCAACAAAAAGAGAAGAAAGCCACUCAGAUGUUAGCCAUUGUCCUCGGUGUAUUCAUCAUAUGUUGGCUGCCAUUUUUCAUCACCCAUAUCUUGAACACCCACUGCACCAAAUGCAAAGUUCCCGCUGAGAUGUACAACGCUUUCACUUGGCUGGGCUACGUGAACAGUGCUGUAAAUCCCAUCAUAUACACCACCUUUAAUAUCGAGUUCAGGAAGGCGUUCAUUAAAAUCCUGCACUGCUAAGCUGCUGCAUCCCUUACAGAUCAGACUGAGGGAAAGGGCACAAAUAAAGGGUCUGGCAAUUACCUCAUCCUGUGACAGGAAAAUGCACCACAUUGAGAAAAAAAACUGAAAAGUUACUAAAAAACUGGCAGUGUCUUUUUGGAAGGCGCGUUGACUAUGUGUGUGUGAGUUGUUUGUGGAGUCCUGUUCUCCAAAAAACUGAAUGUAAAACAAGAAAAGUCUGUAACAAUGAUCUGUUCAUGGAGAAAAAAAAAACUAACACUAUUCUCUAAAAUCAUUGUGUGUGUUAUGUAAGGAGCCAUAUGUGUAUACCACACACAUGCAAGUAGCAUACUGCUAUUUAUUAUGUGCGUACUCCAUGUUUCCAUGAUGGAAAGCUACGACGUCAGUGUUCAUUGCAGUGUUGAUAUCGAUGCAUCCAAUCUUACUCUUGAAAUCUCUUACGGGUUGGGAAUGUGUAGGGAAGGGAAGAUUUAUUUACUGUACAAUGUGACGAUGCCAAUAUUUGCAAUUUUGCAUUUUAUAAAUAAUCUAAUAUCGUAUCUUAAUGAAUCAGAAUAUCAUUGAGAAAUUAAUUUCUUUCAUUAAUUCAAUUCUAUAAGUGAAACUCAAAUUCAUUACAUGCUGAGUAAUAUAUUUUCUUCUGAUCAUUUUAAUUAUUAUGGUUUGCAACUGAUAAAAACCUAAAAAUCACUUUCUAAGAAUUGUGGUUUACUAAAAAGCUACUACACAGUUACUCUGUUUAGUUUAAGUCAGGUUUAACUCAAUGAAAUACAGUGAUACCAUAUCCAUUUUUAUUAAAACAGUUUGGUCUAACAUCAGGAGAUGACAUGGCUCCUACUAAAUCGUUACUGUGGAAACUUUACUCAGGAUCUGAAGCAACUUGAAUUAUUUGUCUCUCCACCCUAUUGUCCAGACUGGUGGACUUAUUAAAUUAAAAUGCUAAAUAUACUUUCAUCUUAAAAGAGGGCAAUAGUGGGGUGUUACGUGGUACAGUGGUUAGAGUGGGUUACACCCAUUCUGAGUUCAACUCCUGUUCUCGGUUGCUUUGCCGCUUGUUUUUUUUUACUUUCAAAUAAAGGCCUCUAGUGCCAAAAAUAAUUCUUAAAAGAAAAUGUGCUUUGGAUCAAGGAGGACCUAGUCCAGUCCUUUUUCUACUAAUCCCUCACAAGACACUCUUGGGAACAGCUUAAGACAAGGAGCACACCUGUAACAAGUUUGUAUGUAGCUGCUCUUCAACCAACUUGGUUAGACCCUGGCUCUGAAAGUUAGAUUUUUGCUACACACUUUCUCCUUCUACUCAACUUUCCCUCCGUUUGCUAGGAUAUAAUACUAUAUGGUCAAUCUUCAAUAUUUUGUAGAACAAAAUGUUGGGUUUUCAUCAGCUGUAAGCCAUAAUCAUCUUAAUUAACAGAAAUAAAUGUUGGAGUUAUAUUACUCUUUUCUGUAAUGACUAUAGUUCAGUCUCACUUUUUGAAUUUAUAUUUUGACAGAAUUAAUCUUUUGAUAAUAUUUUAUUUAUUGAGAUGCAUGUAUUAUUAUUAUUAUUUUCAUUUUCUGUAUUGUAUAUAGUUUUCAUAACACAUUAUCUGUGAAUAUAUGCCUGCAAUGGAAAAGUGAUGCAUGCUACACUGCUCCUCUACUUGACUUUUCAUGAAAUGUAUGUUACAAAAAUAGCAAAAGAUCUCAAAUAAAUGAAAAUAAAAUGCAUAGUUAAGUGCCACACAAAUGUCACUGUUUGUUGUAUGUGUCAAUAGAAGCUAAAUUAUAACUUAAAACUGUUAA